UUCAUUCACAUGAUCAUUUCAAUUCUUCUGUUUCUUGGAAUAAGAAAAGAAGAAAAAGAAAAAGUCAAUUCUUCAAUUCUUGUGCAGACGGAGGAACGGAGCUGUCAAACUAAACUAAACCAAAGAGAAGAGCAGGGCAAAGCAAGAGGCAGCCAGCGAGUCGUCUUCAAGCAACGGAUUCCAUCCAUCAAUCCAUCCAUCGAUCGCCACCGGAGAGCCAGCAACAGAGCAAUCGACCGAGCGAGCGCGAGGAUGUGCUGCCUGGUGAAGUGCGGCAAGUCCACGUGGGCGGGGUGCGGCCGCCACGUCGCCUCCGUCCACCGGCAGAUCCCCGAGGGCCAGCACUGCGCCUGCCGCGACUGGCCGGGCGUCUCCGCCGGCGGCGACAAGGCCGCCGGCUCCACCUCCGGCGCCGUCGAGGAGUCCUCCACCUGCGCUAUCCUGUGAUGUAAGGUACGGGCCGGGCCGUGGUCGGCGAAUCAGCAUCGGCCGUUCGUUGACUUCCUCGCCGAUCCAAAGCCGUGGUGCAUCGCCUACACUCGUGUCAGUGUGCGGCAUCUCGUUGUAAUCUGUAUCCUGUAAUAAUAAUUCUGGGUUGGAACUAAGAAACGAUGGCAAGUCA
Messenger RNA from Triticum urartu, 622 nucleotides. The record is from RefSeq and is a predicted model, not a curated record. NCBI's taxonomy places the organism in Eukaryota, Viridiplantae, Streptophyta, Magnoliopsida, Poales, Poaceae.